AUGGCGCUCAGAGGGGGUGCAAAGGCCGACGACCCUCUGAACUCAGCAGAAUUUGAGCCUUCUUUCCUCGAAGCGAUUGAGCCGGCCCUGAAAUACCUCGAUGCACGGCGGAUUAAAGUUGCGGUUAAUGCUGGUGCGAGCGAUACGAAGAAACUACACGAUGUCUUGGUCGAUGUGAUUGCAGAAAAAGGUCUGAAGCUGAAAGUCGCGUGGAUAGAGGGAGACGAAGUCAUAAAUGUUGUUCAGAAGGGGCUCAAGUCAGGGGACGGAUUCAGGAAUCUUACAACAGGCGAGAACAUCAAGGACUGGCCGUAUGAGCCCAUUUACGCGCAAGCUUACCUCGGAUGCUGGGGUAUCGUCGAAGCCUUCAAGCAGGGCGCUCACAUCGUCCUCUGUGGAAGAGUAGCAGAUGCUUCGCCUACCGUUGCAUGUGCCGCAUACCACCAUGGGUGGAAGAGGGACGACUUGUCACAGCUCGCGCAUGCGCUUGUGGCAGGUCACUUCAUCGAGUGUACCACUUAUGUGACAGGCGGCAACUUCUCUGGGUUCAAGACACUUCCUGGGACAUCUGUUGAUGUUGGAUUUCCGAUUGCGUUGGUCGAGGGAACUGGAGAGUUCACAGUCUAUAAGCAAGCAAAGAAAGGGGGCAUGGUUACACCUGAGACGUGUAAGGCCCAAUUGCUGUACGAAAUUCAGGGGCCUUAUUACUACAAUUCCGACGUCGUCGCCAUCCUUGACAACAUCAAGAUGGACAAGGUCGGAGAGAAUGAAGUGCGAGUGUUCAACGUUGGGCACAUUAAACCACCCCCGACCACAAAAGUCGGUAUCACUGCAAAGGGAGGAUUCCAAGCUGAAGCACACUACUUUCUCUGCGGACUUGACAUACCCGAGAAGGCUGCUUUGUUUGAACGCCAACUCAGACACGUCUUUGACGAGUCGAAGUUUUCCUGCCUCAAAUUCCGGACAAACGGGUCAUGCCCGGUCAAUCCUUCCAACCAAGAUGCAGCAACCGUCGACCUGCGCAUCUUUGCCCAAGCCCGCGACGAAGACACCCUUUCACCAUUGAAGUUCCUCAAGCCAAUGGUCGACAACAUCAUGCAAAGCUACCCAGGUGCAACAUUCCACAUGGACACGCGACAAGCCUUCCCCAGAGAAUAUUACGAAUACUGGGUCAGCAUCAUACCCCAAAGUGCCGCUAAGCACGUGUGCCAUCUUCCGUGGAAGAAUCAGCGAGUGAGCAUCGAUCCGCCGUCGGAUACGGUUGACUUUGUGUACAACCAACCGACGUAUGAGACUAAGGACCCGAUCAACGUGACCACCCUCGGGCCGACGACUCGAGCACCACUAGGAUAUGUUGUGCACGCGAGGUCAGGUGACAAAGGUUCAGACAGCAACGUUGGCUUUUUUAUGCGAAAUGCCGAUGAAUGGGAUUGGUUGAGAUCGAUAUUGACUGUCAGCAAAAUUCGAGAGUUGCUGGGUGAGGAUGACAUGGGAAAGCCCAUAUUCCGAUUCGAGCUUCCACACCUGCAUGCUGUGCACUUCCUAUUGAAGGAUCACCUAGAUAGAGGAGUGACAUCUAGCUCUUCCUACGACUUUCUGGGUAAGAACGUGGCUGAGUACUUACGCUGCAAACAUGUCGACAUUCCAAACAGGUUUCUGGACCGUGGCAGGAUUUAA
This is a messenger RNA of Colletotrichum chrysophilum, 1677 nucleotides long. RefSeq lists its product as uncharacterized. Bases 1 to 1677 code for a protein of 558 amino acids. Lineage: Eukaryota; Fungi; Ascomycota; Sordariomycetes; Glomerellales; Glomerellaceae. The transcript has 4 exons. The record is from RefSeq and is a predicted model, not a curated record.